Cercopithifilaria johnstoni is the source of this 411-nucleotide messenger RNA. The record is from the annotation of a GenBank genome assembly. Lineage: Eukaryota; Metazoa; Nematoda; Chromadorea; Rhabditida; Onchocercidae.
AUGCCACAUAACGGUUCGUUCUCAAUUUUUUUACCGGAACCAUCAUCAGGCUAUUGCAUUUCAAGAAUGGAUGAAAAUUUUACAGCUUCUCAUCGUCAUCAACAGAAAACGGAACCGAUGAAUAAACAUUUACGUCGAUUUCGACUAGAUAGUGGAUUUCGAUCAUUGCUGAAAUCCUACUGUCACGGUGAUACAGCAACUGUAGUAAAUUCAUCCAAAUUUAUCGAUUAUGAUAAAAAUGGUGAACGAAAAAUUGGUUCACGUACUGCCGUUAGAAGUUAUCCAACAUAUACGGAAAAUUCAUUCGGAAAAUCUAUGUCAGAAUAUUUGCGCACUGAUAGUGUUCCAAUCUUAAAUUUUAAACAAUCAUUUUCAACGCUUCGACGAUUUAAGCGACCAAAUUUGGGUUAA